AUGCCAAGCAGUGAGGAGUCACGACGGAGGGAGCGUCCAGGGGCAGGCGUGGGCAGCAGCCUCCUUGCAGCGCUGGGCACCCCCUUACCUGUGGCUUUUUUUCUGGGCACCUGGGUGUCCUUCAGAACAAAGCGCUGCUGCGCCCAGCAGCCCCAGGUGACCAAUUGCAGAACGGGUGCCGACAAAGGGAACGAGGGGUUCUGCCGCAAAGGCACCCUGGAUACGUGCCGGGAGCAGGUUGCCGGGUGUUAUGGAGCCAAACAAUUUUCCCUGAGCCUCCAUGCUCUGGAUUUGCUCACCGGCCUCCCUGCCACAGGGCUGGACUUGCGCUUGGCUCAGUUUCAGCAGCCCAGAAAAAUAUGGAAAGAGAUCAUGAGGAGCACGACGAACAAAGAAGGGCGCUUGGACAAGAGAAUCCCGGCACUCGGGCGGCUGACAGCCGGCACCUACAAGCUGCGCUUUGACACGGGAAAGUACUGGCAGCAACAGGGCCGCACCAGCUUCUACCCUUAUGUGGACGUUGUCUUCACAGUCACAGGGGCAGAAAGCAAAGUGCACAUCCCGCUGCUGACCAGCCCCUAUUCCUACACGACCUACAGGGGGAACUAGUGGAAGAGACGGGGCGGCAUCAGCGGG
Messenger RNA from Elgaria multicarinata webbii, 636 nucleotides. RefSeq names its product 5-hydroxyisourate hydrolase-like. The transcript has 4 exons. The record is from RefSeq and is a predicted model, not a curated record. Gene Ontology annotation, biological process: purine nucleobase metabolic process. NCBI's taxonomy places the organism in Eukaryota, Metazoa, Chordata, Lepidosauria, Squamata, Anguidae. Gene Ontology annotation, molecular function: hydroxyisourate hydrolase activity. Bases 1 to 609 code for a protein of 202 amino acids.